Molecule: messenger RNA, 2145 nt
Organism: Closterium sp. NIES-65
Lineage: Eukaryota; Viridiplantae; Streptophyta; Zygnematophyceae; Desmidiales; Closteriaceae
Source: the annotation of a GenBank genome assembly
AUGUUGGAUGCGCAGAUCGGGUCGGGCGGGCCGGGCAUGCUGUGGAAGCUGUACCGCGCGACGCCCAAGAGCAAGGCGCAGCAGACGGUGACGUCGGAGGUGUGCGUGUGGUUCCUCGACAAGAAGGAGCUCUCGGAGGAGCGCUCGCACCGCGGCAUGAGGUCCGUCGGAGGGUGGGGAGGGGGAACAGGAACAGCAGAGCAGGCAACCCCUUUCCCGUAUCUGCGCUCGUUGGCCCUUUCUCCCCGCGCCUCGCGCACUUCGCGCUGUUCCCCCGCUCCCGCGCGCAGCAAGGCGGCGGAGGACCGACUGCUGGACAUAUUCCGCGCGGACGCGAAGGUGCUGCAGAAGCUGCGGCACCCGGGCAUCGUGCGCGUGGUGGAGGCGCUGGACGAGAGCAAGUGGGCCAUGGCGAUGGUCACGGAGCCCGUCUUCUCCUCCCUCGCCAACGCCCUCGGCAACCUCGAGAACCUCUCCACCAUCCCGAAUGAGCUGGAGAAGCUGGAGCUGGGGCAGCUGGAGGUGAAGCACGGGCUGAUGCAGCUGGCGGAGACGCUGAGCUUCAUCCACCGCAACGCCAACAUCAUCCACCGCGGCAUCAACCCCGAGACAGUGUUCAUCACGAAGAAUGGCGGGUGGAAGCUGGCUGGGUUUGGCUUCUCCGUGCCCGGUGACCAACAGCCCGACCCCGAUGAACCCGCCUUCCUCUACCCUGACUUUGACGUGGACGACCAGGUGCUGCCCUUGCAGCCCCUGCUGGACUACGUGGCACCGGAGCUCACACGGCGCCCCACCAUCAACCGCUCCUCCGCUGCCGCCUCCCGGGACGCGCUGGCCAGUGUCGACGUCUUCUCCCUCGCGCUGCUCGCCUUCCAGCUCAUUGCGCGGCGCCGCCUCGUGCACGCCAACAACAACCUGCGCACCUACAACAACAGGGUGGCGGGGCUGAGGACCGAGUCACUGGCGGGCAUACCCAUGGAGCUCGAGACGGACCUGCGCCGCAUGCUCGCCCCUGAACCCGCCGCCCGCCCCACCGCCUCUGAGUUCGCCGGUCAAGCCCUCCUCUCUCGUUACCCUCCUCUCCCCCUACCCUCGUAUUCCCAACCCACUACCCACCCUACCACCAUCCCCUCGGUCCUCACCCACCUCCCAUCGUGCACCCUACCCUCAUGCCCACAGGGUCGGGACAACAACGCGAGGGUGGAGUUCCUGAAGUCGCUGCACAGCAUAUGGGCGGGGUUUGACAGCCGAGUGCUGCGCUUCAAGGUGCUGCCGGCCCUGCUAGAGGAGCUGAAGAACCCCGCCACGCAGCUGCUGGCGCUGCCGUGGGUGCUGGAGGUGGCGGAGGCACAGGACGCACAGGACUUUGAGCUGCGCACUCAGACGCUGCUGCUGCCCGCCAUGGAGCAUGCGGGUGGCGACGUGCUGCUGCUCUUCAUCAAGCACCUCCCUGCUAUCGUCUCCAAGGUGUCACCAGCCAUCCUGAUGUCACAUGUGCUGCCCAUGAUCGUGCGCGCCUACGAGGACGCCGACCCGCGGCUGCAGGAGGAGACGCUGCGGCGCUCAGCAGUGCUGGUGUCGUCGCUGGACUUUGAGAUCGUGCGCACCGUCAUCAUGCCGCGCGUGCACAUGCUCGCCCUCCGCACCUCCGUCGCCGCUGUGAGGGUGCAGGCGCUCAUAUGUCUGGGCGACCUGAUACCCAACCUGGACAAGGCGGCCGUGAUGGACAUUCUGCAGACGUGCGUGCGCUGCGCUGCUGUCGACCGCUCCCCGCCCACGCUCAUGUGCAUCGUCGGCAUUGCUGACAUCAUCCAGAGGCAGGUGCGCGCUGAGGCAGGUGCGUUCUCAGCCAGGUGCGUUCUCAGCCAGUACGGAAUAGAGUUUGCAGCAGAGCACAUACUGCCGCUGCUGUGUCCCAUGCUCGUGGUGCAGCAGCUCACAGGCCCGCAGUUCGCCCGCUUCCUCAAACUCAUCAUGGACGUCCUCACGUGCGCCGCCCCCCACCCGUCUCCCGCUCUCUCUCUCUCUCUCUCUCUCUCUCUCUCUCUCUCUCUCUCUCUCUCUCUCUCUCUCUCUCUCUCUCUCUCUCUCUCUCUCUCUCGAACGGGCCUUGGUAUUAAUGUCAGCAAGGUACACAGAUGGUAA